CGACUAUCGUGGCCGCUUCCACCGCCGCCACAACUAGCAAGUAUCUUGGGAGCUCGACCAAAAAACUCUUCUAUUUUGGCUUCAAAAUACCAAAGCGGCCAUGGCUUCACUGCAAUCAGGCAAGGUUUGUAAUUUGGGUUUGGGAAGUGAAGCUGAUAGGCUACUUUGCUUGAUUUUGAAGAUUUACGCGGCAUUUUGAGUUAUUCAGGGGUAUUCAAAUUCAAUUCUGUGCCUCAUUUGUUUUUACUGAUAUUGAUCUCUGGAUAUACUCUUUUGCUGUUUCUAUAUAUUAAGAGUUUCAAUCCUUUUCCUUCCUCAAUACUUGUUAAAACUGUACUUAGUGGUAGUAAAAAUUAUAGCAUGGCAGUUAGGGUAACGGAUCAUAAGCCUGGGCGCAUGGUACUGAUGAUGAUGUACUUAAGCUGUGUUUUCUUCACUCUUUAACCACAUUCAUUUCAUAGUUCCAGGCAUACCAUAAAAGGGAAACUUGAUGAUAGCUACUGGUAGGAGAGAUUUAAGUGAUGUAUAACUGAUGUCAAAAUUCUUGUCUAUCACUCCUUGGAUUGUGGAUUUAUUAACUAAUAAAACACUCUUCAAAGAACUGGGAAAAAGGGGUGAGGAGGACUAGUUAUUGAUACUUGGUACAUAUCAAAGAAGGAGGUUAGGGUUCUUCAUGAUGGACUUUUAGAGGGAAAAGGAAUCUGUAAUUUGUGGAUUAGUUGUGUAUUAUUUAAUAAUAAUUCUGUACAGAGAUGUGCUAGUAUUUAUAUUAAUCUGUACAAAGCUGGUAACUAUCUAACUGUUAAAACUACCACAAGUAAAAGACAAAAACAGCAAAUAUGUACAAUUAAGAAGCAGAAAGUACUAUGUGACUGCAGCAUCCUUUCCCCUUAAAACUUCAAUGGUCUGAACAUGUGAUUACCAUUCAUAGGAAGUUAGGAACAAUCCAUUUGAGACCAGGACAACAUACUCUUUCAAAUGAAACUUUUGAAACCUGUGGUUUUUGUUGCUAUCUAGGAAAUUAUGGUUCAUUUAUCGAUCCUUACCUUGUGAUGUUUUCUGUGAUGCUGUAACUAGGAAUGUCUUCUGGGGCUAAAAUGCUGUACUUCUGAGCAUGUAUUAGCUUCUUUCACUUCAAACAAUAUUUUAUGUUUAAGAUGAUAUUUUAUAUUUUAUCAUUCCAGUAAGAAUAGAAGUACUUUAUAUUCCUCUUUAACUGACUUGAUUAUGAGAUCUUGAAGCCAGACAUUGAUAUUUCAACUUUUGGUAAUAUCAGGUGGGAAAAUCAUGUUUAUUUCUAAACUUUCCAAGCUCGGAGCUUGCACAGUUCAGAAAUAUAUAAAAGCAGCUCCAAUGGAUUCUAUGUCAAGAAAAGCACAUUUUUCUCUGGGUGAAUAUCAAAACUCACUGGCCUUGGUUAGUAUCUUAAGACCUUGAUGAAGAACUAGUUUAUAGUUCUUCAAAAUAUGCUUCGGUGAGGUGUUACCUUAAAGAGCUACUCGUAUGAAUUGAACUAUCCAUUCAUACAAUUGGAUUUUGAAGAAAUAGCGAAUGUUAUCAUACUUUUGUCCUUUUUUAUUCUUUUGUUUUGAUUAGUAUUAUUUACUUGCACGCAGAUGCUUAAGAGGUUCUCCACUACAGCAGCUGACAAUGCUUUUGAGAAAAAAGAUGAAGAACAGAAAAGAAUAUCAGUAACAUUCGUAGACCAGGAUGGAGACGAGAAGCAUAUCAAAGUUCCUGUGGGAAUGUCCAUGUUAGAGGCUGCACAUGAAAAUGAUGUGGAACUAGAAGGAGCAUGUGAAGCAUCCCUUGCCUGUUCAACUUGCCAUGUAAUCGUGAUGGAUGUUGAUUAUUACAAUAAAUUGGAAGAACCCACUGACGAGGAGAAUGAUAUGUUAGAUCUCGCUUUUGGCCUGAGUGAGACGUCCCGACUAGGGUGCCAGAUUAUCGCGAACCCAGAUAUUGAUGGAAUUCGAUUGGCAAUCCCAUCUGCCACAAGAAACUUUGCUGUUGAUGGCUACAAGCCCAAACCACACUAGUCAUACACAUUCAACCAUCAGUUUUGUAGCACUUUGAUAACUAUAAUAGGAGAAAAUAGUUCCAUAGACUCUUUUGCAGUGUCAUAUUCAUUAUACUGAAAAAUGCCCAAGCCUCAUCUCAUUAUUAGAUUUCUCUCGGGUACACUUGGAAUGUUUUAUCUACUACAUGCAUAUAUUUUGGAGCCAAAGUAAUUGCAUUGUUCACAUUUAUAUCUUCCGACCAGAAAGGCUUGAUCACGCUGUCCUAAUAAAACCUG
Oldenlandia corymbosa var. corymbosa is the source of this 2296-nucleotide messenger RNA. Lineage: Eukaryota; Viridiplantae; Streptophyta; Magnoliopsida; Gentianales; Rubiaceae. The record is from the annotation of a GenBank genome assembly.